AUGGGAGUCGACAUGCAGUUCGCCAACCUGCUCUUCCUCGCCUCCGCCGUCGCGGGCGGCGUCAUCCCCCUGUUCCGCGGCACGCGGACGGCGCCGCUCCCCUCCGCCGCGGUGAUCCGCGACGCGCCGGCGGUGACACCCGGCAGCGUCCUGGCCCCGCAGAACUUCGCGCACAUCCAGGAGGACAGGCGCAAGCAGCACCGCCGCCGGCCGGCUGCCGAGGCGCAGCCCGAGCUCCGCAUCUAG
Messenger RNA from Durotheca rogersii, 246 nucleotides. RefSeq lists its product as uncharacterized. The coding region runs from base 1 to 246 and encodes 81 amino acids. NCBI's taxonomy places the organism in Eukaryota, Fungi, Ascomycota, Sordariomycetes, Xylariales, Xylariaceae. The transcript has 2 exons. The record is from RefSeq and is a predicted model, not a curated record.